UUCAGGUUUGUGUUAAGAUGGAGCAAUUUUCCUCUUUCUACUUAGAGAUAAGAACUUCUGCGCUGAGAGCGUGGUGGAUCUCAAGGGUCUGUUGCUUAAUCUUCUCCGCUAAACCCUUUGCCACGAGUCUAGAGAGCAUUUGCUUUCGGGUGGUGUAGGCUGUCUGUCUGGAGUCAUUACGCUGAUACAGCUGCUUUAAUCAUAGUCAGCAUUAACCAGAGCACUUCUAAUAUUGAGUCUCUCCCCUUUAAAAUCACGUCUCUCGUUUUUUUCCUGGCCCUUUUAUUGCCAUUUGUCUGGCAACUCCUCCGUUGCUCAGGCCCGUUGGGUGUACAGUGUGUGUUGCUUCCAACAUUUUUGAUGUCCCCAGGGUACCCAGUGGCUCUUGACAUCCCCCAAGGUUUGUAACUUUUCCAGUGAGCGGUUACUAAGGCUGCAUGUUGAUCCUAAUUGCAGCGUAUGUAGUCAUACUGUGCUUGCCAAUAGCAAAGGAGUUAAUAACUUGUUCUUUCUUUUUCAGGUCAACACACAACGAGAUGGAGAAGAACAGGCGUGCCCACCUGCGAUUGUGUUUGGAGAAGCUCAAAGGGCUGGUACCACUUGGACCUGAAUCCAGUAGACAUACUACCCUGAGUUUACUAAAAAAAGCUAAAUUGCACAUAAAGAAGCUUGAAGAAUACGACAGAAAAGCAUUACACCAAAUAGACCAGCUGCUGCAGGAACAGAGGCAUCUGAAAAAGCAGCUGGAGAAACUGGGCAUGGAAAGAAUAAGAAUGGACAGUAUAGGAUCUACUCUUUCUUCAGAGCACUCGGACUCCGACAGAGAAGAGAUUGAUGUGGACGUUGAAAGCACAGACUACCUACCUGCAGACCUAGACUGGAGCAGCAGCAGCCUGAGCGAUUCGGAUGAAAGAGGAAGUCUGCAGAGCGUCUGCAGCGACGAAGGCUAUUCCAGCUCGGGCGUUAAGAGAUUGAAGUCGCAGAACAAUCACAAGCCUUGUCUCGGUCUAUAAGAAGCGACUCCUGUAGCUGUUCGAUCCAUUGCUGUUUCCCUGUUGGAUCUCGUUAGGUAGUAUAUUGGACCGUCCCACGAUUCUCUUGCACGUAAAUCUAAUGUACCACCAACAUUAUUGAAGUCAGCUUUGCCUAAGUCCCAAAACAGUGCAUAGGGUUGUGGGUUACAAGCUACUCUCUGGAGCACACAUCUGAUUGCAUCCACUAGCUUCUCUUCCUGUCAGUAAACUCAUCUCUGAGAGACCGUACAUUCCAACCAAAUUUCGACGCGCCCGAGAAUAUUUGAGCAGUAACAGCGACCUAAAAAAGCCUCUGCUUUUUUUUUUUUUUUUUUUUUUUUGGCUUGCUGUUAGUGCCUGGUAUUCUAGAUCUACUUUAUAUUUGCCUAGCAACAGGACAUAUCCGCUAAUCAGAAAUAGAGCCCGAAGGUAACUUGUUUGGGCGAUGCUCUGAAGGGAGAACCAACCUAAUGUUUAGUUCAGAUCUGGAAAUGGGUGGAGGAAGUCCGAGAACGGCGCGCGGAGCGUUUCGGCCGUGUCACGUCUUUGACGUGCCUGAUGAUUGCACUGUGAAACGCUGGAGCGUUAGUUUGAGGGCUUAUCUCUAAGCAUUCAGGGUAGUAGCGUAACCGUAUAACCUUUGGCCCAGUCCUGCCGUCUUACGGCGGCUCCUCCUGAUUUUUGAAGGCCGCGGCGGGAGGAAUCCCGCGAAGGGCGCUCUUGCGUUAGCAGCCCCGAGAAACGGUGGGAGUUCUGACGACGGCAGGGCUGCGGGGACCGAUCUGGGCAGCUUUUGAGCACCCUCUGCAAGCCGAAAGGCACUUCUCCCUGCAAAACCGGGCCGUAGGACCUUGGCAAGGGAGCUCUUGCUCCCCCUCUCGCAGAGCCUUUGAGAGGACGUCUCCAGUUUUUACACAUCUCAAAAGUUUCCUUGAUACCUAAAACCAAAUGGUACUCUACUUCUCCUGUGCAAUUUAUGACCUCGUGCGUUACAGCUGCAUCUUACUGUUCUAGGCGAGUUUUCCUAGAAGCUUGUUCACGCGUCUUGUCUCUGGGACAAUUUUUUUCUACCUCAGAGAGAUGAACAAAGAUGAUCUCGAUCCCUUUAGCACAAAAAUAAUUAUGCCUCAUUUGUUUUAUAGGAGCGACGCUUGGUCCCGUUCAAAUCUGUUACGUGAAAGUUAGCAAUAACUGAAUGAUGAGGGUGGCUGCGCUACCUUUGGCUGUCAGUGAUUGAAAAGGGCACAUUUUACCGAAUGUUGCUUAGUAGUUAGUUACUACAGUUAUUCAGUAGAGUGUUAGUGGCAUUUAAGCACUUCUUCAGCUGGUUGAGUUAUUUUUUAGGCACUCUGAAAUUGGUUCACUAAGGAUUUUGGUUUUGCCACCUUUGAGAGAGGGAAGAAAGAAAAAAAAAA
This is a messenger RNA of Struthio camelus australis, 2428 nucleotides long. Lineage: Eukaryota; Metazoa; Chordata; Aves; Struthioniformes; Struthionidae. The record is from RefSeq and is a predicted model, not a curated record.